Molecule: messenger RNA, 8458 nt
Organism: Neoarius graeffei (lesser salmon catfish)
Lineage: Eukaryota; Metazoa; Chordata; Actinopteri; Siluriformes; Ariidae
Gene: retsat.2
Product: retinol saturase, tandem duplicate 2
Exons: 11
Coding region: 64-1893 (609 amino acids)
Molecular function (GO): all-trans-retinol 13,14-reductase activity
Source: RefSeq, a predicted model, not a curated record
CCGGAAGUGAAAACUUGGUGGUCGGGAUUGAUAGUUUUUAGGGAGCAGACAGAGUUCUCAGAAAUGUGGAUCUCUAUAGGAUUAAUCACUGUGGUGGUGUUUAUCGCAUUAUUCCUUAAAUAUGUGUUUGGUACUUCCGGUCCGAGUCCUUUUCAUACCGACACACGCGAGGCGCCCAAACCCGUGGAACUGGAUAAAAAGGAGAGAAAGAAAGUGUUGAAACAAGGCUUUUUGGCCAGCAGAGUCCCCCAGGAUCUUGACGCCAUUGUGAUUGGCAGUGGUAUUGGUGGACUGAGCAUCGCUGUUCUGCUCGCCAAGACUGGAAAGAAGGUCCUGGUGCUGGAACAACAUGAUCGUGCUGGAGGAUGUUGCCAUACCUUCUCUGAGAAAGGCUUUGAAUUUGACGUUGGGAUCCACUACAUCGGUAAUUUAGAAGAGAACAGCAUGUUCCGCUGCAUAGUGGAUCAGCUGACCAAUGGGCAGCUACAGUGGGAAUCACUGGAAAACCCCUUUGACCAGGUGGUCCUGGGUCCACUGGAGAACCGCCGCAUCUACCCCAUUUAUAGUGGCCGAAACCGUUUCCCCCAGGAGCUGAAGAAGUGCUUCCCGGGAGAGGAGAAGGCCAUCGAUGAGUUUAUGAGCCUGGUUAAGAAAUGUUGCAACAGCGUGUGGAUGAUGAUCCUGCUGAAGCUCCUACCAUCUCCAGUGGCUAAGUUCUUAGCGUACACGGGGCUCGCUAAUCGCCUGUCCUACUUCUUCUCCUACGGCUCACGCAGCCUGGCUGAGGUGGUGAACAGCCUCACGGAGAAUAAAGAACUCCGGGCUGUGCUCUGCUACAUCUUCGGUACCUAUGGAACCCCUCCAAAAGAAGCCAGUUUCUCCAUGCACAGUUUGCUGGUGCGCCACUACCUACCUGGUGCCUGGUACCCUAAAGGAGGUGCCAGUCAGAUCGCCUAUAACAUGAUCCCCAUCAUCGAGAAGGCAGGAGGAGCCGUGCUUGUCAGAGCGCCAGUCAAUCGCAUCCUGCUCAAUGCUGCCAACGAGGCUAUAGGGGUGAGUGUGAUGAAGGGACAAGAGGAGGUCCAUGUGCACGCUCCCAUCGUCAUCUCAGAUGCAGGAAUCUUCAACACCUACCAGCGACUACUGCCUAAAGAGGUGCAGACUAAACCAGCGAUCCAGAAGCAGCUGAGUAUGCUGAAGCCCGGAGAAGCCGGCCUCAGCGUCUUCCUGGGUCUGAACGGGACGAAAGAUGAGCUGGGCCUCAAAGCUGAGAACUACUGGAUCUUCUGUGAGAAUAAUCUGGACGAGCUGUUCAACGGCUACGUUACAGGAAAGAGGGAGGAGCUGGUGAAAAGUGCACCUCUGCUUUUUGUCGCCUCACCAUCUGCCAAAGAUCCCACCUGGGAGCAGAGAAGCCCAGGUAAGUCCACUCUGAGUGUAGUCAGCUUCGCCCCCUACUCAUGGUUUGAGGAAUGGAAAGACGGGAAAGUCCAGAACAGAGGAGCCGAGUAUAAAGAACUGAAGGCGACCAUCAUGAACUCUGUUUUGGAAGUGCUGACUCAGAUUUUCCCCAAGAUCAAGGACAGGAUAGAGUACAUGGACGCAGGCACCGCCAUCACCAAUCAGCACUAUUUAGCAGCUUCUAAAGGGGAGAUGUAUGGAGCCGACCACGUUACUUCCCGCUUUACUGCAGAAGUCUGUGCCACCAUCAGACCUCAAACACCCAUCAAAAACCUCUUCCUCACAGGUCAAGACCUAUUUUCGUGUGGUUUUGCGGGGGCCAUCGCAGGCGCUAUGGUCUGCGGCUCUGCUAUUCUCAACCGCAACCUCUACAUGGAUGUCCAAGCCCUUCGAGUUAAACCGAAACAUGCCAGUACUAAGAAAGUCCAAUAACCACGGCAACCUGUACUCAUCCCCGACACAUUCCACUACCGGCAAGAAGACACAUUACAAACCGUUUAAGCGAGUAAAUGAAUGGAAUUAUCAUGACGUAAAACUCAGUAAAUUAAUAUUAGCUCUGUUGAUCCUUGUUUUUCAUAAUGCGUGAUGACACUAAUGCAUUUAUAUAGAAUUUAAAGAGUGACAAAAUGACAGAAAGCUCAUUUCAGUAUUGCAGACCUUUGUUUUGACUCAGUGUUGAUGCUUGUUUCAAGAUUAUCAUGAACACCGAUGACUGAAAAUUAAUGCCAAAAAAAAAAAGACAACAUGAAACAUUUUACUGUACAUUUUCCGCACCUGUUCAUUCAGUGAAUUUGAUCAGGAGAUCAAAAUGAAGACGUCUAGAGAGCUUCAGCAUUUCCGUGUGCACAGGAUUUAACAGGAAAUUAACAAGAUGUGUGCAUGUGCGUGCGAUUUCUCCUGCACUCUCAAGUUUACGGCCGCUAUAAUUUUGCAAACCACCACGUGUCACCCUGCUCUUUGUUUCCCUCGUCACUAAAUUUAACAUCCUUAAUAAUACAGAAAUAAUAGCAAUGUUGUCAAACACUAAAUGCAUUUUUUUUUUCCCAUAAUUGGAACCCCCCACCCCCAGAUCGCAGCCAGACAAGAUACAAGGCUGGCGGUUCUACAGACACCGCCUACAAUAAACUGCUUCUUUGUAAACACUCGCAAUACUUUUUAGUAUAAAUACGCAGGCGAUUAUAGAAAAUCGUGCAAGCUGAUUUGGUCGAGAGAGUCAGAUUAUUUCUCGAUAAUCACCUCAAGCGACUUGGCAAAAUGGCAGCCAAUCGCUUUAUCACCGAAAGUGAGGAAAAAUGUCAAAUUAUGAAAGAAAAUGCUGUUCCUAAAAGCACUAAAGAUGCUACGAAGUUUGGUCUAAAACUAUUCAGAGGUAAGGUGGAAUUGUGAUUUAUUUGACAGAUUUCAAAACAAAGCAUUUUGUGAGUCGGCAUAGAUAAGUGAGACAAAUCUGUGCACGAUACAUUUACAUGCCACUUUUGAAGUUUGAAAUAAAUUAUAAUUAUUUUUUAAAUAAUUACCUGUGUAUUUAUACUAAAACAAUUAUCCACCUCAGGCUCAGUGAAUCUUGGUGAAUAACUGGUGAACCUCGACUUCGUCUCAGUUAUUAUUCACCGAUAUUCACUUCUCCGUCGGCGAAUAACUGUUAAUUAACAUGCAAGCUAACUUAAAUAUUUGGCGAACCACAAAUAUUAUUUAUCGCCACUCUUGCUGACAUGGGUGUCGGGUCUGGAUGUAGAUUUUAUCUGCAGGGUUAUCUUCAUCUUGUAACCUGGACAGCGUCGGUUCUUUUUAUCUUACAGCCUCACUACAGGAGUUCCUCAAGGCUCGGUUUUCAGUCCUGUUUUAUUCACUACGUAUGCUAAAUUAGUGGGCUCAGUGAGUUGACUUUUUAUUCUUCCUCCACCCAAGUCUCACAGAUGAUAUCUGCUGGAUUGAAACCCAUCAUGUGAAAUCAAAAUUGUUUUUUUUGGGGGGGGGAAAAAAUCAAAACAAAACAUUGCUAUCAAACCCCUCAUAUUCCAACUCAGACAUGCCCUACUUGGAAACAUGGUGUGGAGCUCAACUUCUCUGAUCUCAUUCCAUAUUACACAUCUUACUCAGAUGUCUUCACAACACCAGAAGAAUACAAACUUGACUGAUUUCAGAAUCUGCUGAAAUCAGACACUGAUCCAAGUCUUGACUCCUGUGGCUGUACUAAGAAUCUUCCUGAACGCUGCUGCUCACGCGCUUUAUAACCACCUGAGGUCUCUCAUGUGACCUCUCUUUACAAAUCUGUUGCAGCAGGACUCGCAUUCAGAACUCUUGCCUUUGGGCUACUGAGUGGCCCAGCAGAAAAGCAUUUGCCCUGUUGUCAGAAGAUCACGAGUUUUCACCAAUGCCACAGGCAUCCAUAGCCAGGAGCCAAGGGAGCGAAAUUAGCCGUGCUGCCUUAUUGGAAGGGAUGGCAUCCUCUCUCCUCUGUCAAUCACAACGACACCAGACACAGCAACACCAGUCUGUGAGCUCAUGUAUAGCACUUUUCUCCACGUAUUUAACGCUGCCCUGUGAUGUAGCAUGAGCAGCAGUUUGAUAAGAUUGGCUGGCUUCCUGUGUCUUGGAGGAAGCUUGUGUUCUUCGUCCUUCCCAGCUGGUAGCUUGGAGAGCUAAGUAGUGAGUGAAUACAAUCUAUUCCCAGUCAAGUGACUUUUGCUUGCCAGUUUACUUCUGGUGAAUGAAGUGGUGGUCAGGCAAACCAAUUUGGCCGCUGUUUUGUAAAGAGCUAGUGAAACCGUCUCUGACUAUUUUCACAGUUUAGAGGCCAAUGCAAGGUCAGGAUACCUUCAGAAAGUUGCUCUUGGUGAUGGGAUAGAUCCUUACACAUUAGUAAAGAAGGAUUUUUCCAAUGAGUUGGAAAAUUAUCCAUCCAUUGAGUUCCCCGACAUCUCAAACUACCUGGUGCUGCAGACAUCAUUCUACAUGGGGACACAGAUAAAAACCUGGAAGAGCGUAGAGGAGUACAACUGUUUAUACAGUUAGGUCCAUAUAUAUUUGGACACUGACACAAAUUUUGUUUUUUUACCUGUUUACUGAAACAUAUUCAAGUUAUAGUUAUAUAAUGGACAUGGACAUAAAGUCCAGACUUUCAGCUUUCAUUUGAGGGUAUCCACAUUAAAAUUGGAUGAAGGGUUUAGGAGUUUCAGCUCCUUAACAUGUGCCAUCCUGUUUUUAAAGGGACCAAAAGUAAUUGGACAAUUGACUCAAAGGCUAUUUCAUGGGCAGGUGUGGGCAAUUCCUUCGUUAUGUCAUUCUCAAUUAAGCAGAUAAAAGGCCUGGAGUUGAUUUGAGGUGUGGUGCUUGCAUUUGGAAGAUUUUGCUGUGAAGAAAACAUGCGGUCAAAGGAGCUCUCCAUGCAGGUGAAACAAGCCAUCCUUAAGCAGCGAAAACAGAAAAAAACAUCCGAGAAAUUGCUACAAUAUUAGGAGUGGCAAAAUCUACAGUUUGGUACAUCCUGAGAAAGAAAGAAAGCAAGCACUGGUGAACUCAUGCAAAAAGACCUGGACGCCCACAGACGACAACAGUGGUGGAUGAUCGCAGAUUAAUUUCCAUGGUGAAGAGAAACCCCUUCACAACAGCCAACCAAGUGAACAACACUCUCCAGGAGGUAGGCGUAUCAAUAUCCAAAUCUACCAUAAAGAGAAGACUGUAUGAAAGUAAAUACAGAGGGUUCACUGCACAGUGCAAGCCACUCAUAAGCCUCAAGAAUAAAAAGGCUAGAUUGGACUUUGCUAAAAAACAUCUAAAAAAAAAAAGCCAGCACAGUUCUGGAAGAACAUUCUUUGGACAGAUGAAACCAAGAUCAACCUCUACCAGAAUGAUGGAAAGAAAAAAGUAUGGUGAAGGCGUGGUACAGCUCAUGAUCCAAAGCAUACCACAUCAUCUGUAAAACACGGCGGAGGCAGUGUGAUGGCUUGGGCAUGCAUGGCUGCCAGUGGCACUGGGUCACUAGUGUUUAUUGAUGAUGUGACACAGGACAGAAGCAGCCGGAUGAAUUCUGAGGUAUUCAGAGACAUACUGUGUGCUCAAAUCCAGCCAAAUAAUAAUUGGCGUUUCAUAAUACAGAUGGACAAUAACCCAAAACAUAAAGCCAAAGCAACCCAGGAGUUUAUUAAAGCAAAGAAGUGGAAUAUUCUUGAAUGGCCAAGUCAGUCACCUGAUCUCAACCCAAUUGAGCAUGCAUUUCACUUGUUAAAGACUAAACUUCAGACAGAAAGGCCCACAAACAAACAGCAACUGAAAACCGCUGCAGUAAAGGCCUGGCAGAGCAUUAAAAAGGAGGAAACACAGCGUCUGGUGAUGUCCAUGAGUUCAAGACUUCAGGCAGUCAUCGCCAACAAAGGGUUUUCAACCAAGUAUUAGAAAUGAACAUUUUAUUUACAAUUAUUUAAUUUGUCCAAUUACUUUUGAGCCCCUGAAAUGAAGGGAUUGUGUUGAAAAAAUGCUUUAGUUCCUCACAUUUUUAUGCAAUCAUUUUGUUCAACCCACUGAAUUAAAGCUGAAAGUCUGAACUUCAACUGCAUCUGAAUUGUUUUGUUCAAAAUUCAUUGUGGUAAUGUACAGAACCAAAAUUGGAAAAAUGUUGUCUCUGUCCAAAUAUUUAUGGACCUAACUGUAUGUGGCUGGGUUAAAGAUCUGGGGAUCAGGACACUACAAGAUAAAUCCUGUCUCAUUUUUGCCCGGGUAAGGAGGAAUUUCUGGGCUUUUUGUACGUGUCUUUGCGAUGAUUGAUUGAUUGCUAGGACGCUACAAGUUUUUUAGUAUCGGGUGUAAACAAACCACAGCUGCUUGAGUCCCAAUCCUCCCUGCUCUUCUUCUCUUCCAGGGAAAUCAUUCACGAAGAUCCACAGAAACCCCUUUAAAGACCUGGGGAUUGGUGAAACAGGAUGGAGACGUUAUCACGGCUUACUGUAACUGCACAGCCGUGGAAGCAGUUUCAUGCUGUUAACUCAUGAGCUCUGCUUUUAUGUUUACAUGGACCGUCUCACUUAUCUAUCUAGUUCAGGGUCGGAGCCCAAUCUACUGUACAUCAUUGUCCUUGUAAAGAUUGCUAGGACAUCCUGAUGAACACAUGCGUAUUAGUUUACAAUACGGCAACCAUAACUUCAAAACAUCACAAAAUAACGUAAAAUGGCGAGAAAAGUGAUUUGCGAAUCCAAACGAAAUAAAUCCGAGGAAUUUACAAACCUUUCCCGAAGUGAUCACUGCAAACUCGAGCGUCCUUCGACUCUGCUCCCUUCCAUCGCAGCGAAAGGUUCAAGAGCCACCUUUCUUGUCGUCUUUUGGUAAAAAUCCGUUGCUCGUUCACUAUCACUUCGGAAGAACCUUUUUAUCAGUUUUACAGUUUGAUUCGAACAGCCCAAAACAACACAAGUGUAGAGCAUUUUAAAGUGCAUAUCACAGGUAAAUUCAGGAGCAAGAUCAAUGUAAUUCUCCUAUUUUAUAUUAAACUUUGGUCAAAUAUCUGUAACAUUCUGCAUUCUCUGCAAUUUUUUACCUUGCACAAUACCAGAAAAAUUCAGUUGAAAUCAAGCCAUUUGAGGCAGAUUGGUCCGCCUCUGAAAAAACUUGGCAUUUGAAUUUCUCAGGAAACAUUGAUUUUCAUGACGUCAUCUGCGGGACGCCUCCCUCUGAAUGCUACCGUACGUCAGCGCUGGUUUGUUUAUGAGAAAACGACCUGGCGGUUUUCUGCGAAUUUCUUCGUUAUUGCGUAAUUAUUAAAAUUAAAAAACAGAUGUAUCGUAGGAGGGUGUAGCAACACCAAUCUUGAUGGGAUUAGUGCUCAUCGUUUUUCAAAAGCCCGGACAAUGAGAGAGAAAUGGAAGCACUUGGUCUACACAGGCUGUGCACUGAAACCGUGCAAAGCUCGCACAGCCUGCUGGCGCUUCUACAGGUGACGUCACGAAUCUGGCUCCAGACUCCUUUGGGAUUUUUCCAGACGCUUUUUAUUUAUUUUUUUUUCUGCUGUAGACAGAUGGCCUUGUGCAAAAUUACCCUUCUGGAUGAGUGUGUAAAGGAACAUACUUUUCAUAUAAAAAAAACAAAAUUGGUCCAGAAUAUGCACUUUAAUGACUAGCAAGGCGCCCCAGCGAUAGUAACGCUUUGUGAACAGUGAGCUUAGCUGACCACCACUUCAUGUCUUGCAUAUCUAAUGAGGCAGAUGUGACGUCGGAUGCAACCCACCUGUCGCUCAGUCACUGAUUUGAGAGGAAAAUCACACUUCAGACAGUUAAUUUUUUCCCCCAACAGUUUAUUUAAAGUAAGUAAUUUUAGUUAAGUGAUUGAUUAUUUUCUCAUAUUUUGCAGCAGACUCUCAUUAUAGUAGUGUGUGUGUGCAGACCGGGUCUGUGACACUUCCAGGACGUUGCACCUAAUUUUGUUUUCCUAGUUUAAGUGAUUUUGAUGUUUCGUUCUGAACUUUUUAAUAAGUUUUUGAGCUUUCAUCUUUUUAGAAAAUGUAAAAAAAACUUUCGUUUAGCCUGAACACAUGCUGCACUGAUCAUGGUAUCCCUUUAAAGCGCAGAACAAAAGUAUGGGUUCUCGGAAUAGAGCUUUAAAGCCCCAAGUGUAUGGAUUAUUUCUGUUUUGUGUUUGUAAUUCUAUCCACUUAUUCAUUAUGUCCUAGACUAAAUAAUUAACUGCUGACUUGAUUUUGAAAACUAAAUAAUCAUGUUCAUUAUGUUCCAGUAUUUUAAACUUGGGUCAAAUAUUUUAAAACUUUAAUGCAAACGGAAUAUUUAGGACUUGGAGUGGAUUAAAUUUUUUAUUUUUUAAGAGUUGCUUGUUAUAAAUCCCAUGUAUUCCAGUUUUUAACAGGACUGUUUAACUGAUAUCUUUCUGAGAUCAGAUGUUUUUCUGGCCCUGCUGUUCAUGAUGUGUAUUAAAGCAUACAAGAAACUGAAUGGUCUAGUUCUGUAUUACGGUGAUCCGACAGGCAAUAAAGCAGCUUUACUGCUGUCCUGAA